GCGGAAGCGGAUUUCGGGAGCGAAGGUCCCCUCGGGGUUUACCUAAAGAGGCAUUUCUUGAUACAUUUAUCUCGAUUGGGACCCAAGUUAAUCAGAUUUGUCCUUUGGAUUACAAAACUGCAUUAAAAGAGAGUUCACCAUCAAAAUGAUGCAUUUUCUAGAAAGAGAAAGAAGCUCUGAACUCUGGAAUGUUGUGUCAGCAUCCUCAAUAAAUAUUUGGUUUCACUGGAUUUUCCGUCUGUUUGGGUUCUGCUUUGCCUCCUGUUGCUUGGACUGUGUGUAAGUGAAAACCCAGAAGUCAGCUGGCAGCUGAGCUAGUUACAAUGGAAUCACAGGAAUCAGUGACCUUCAAGGAUGUAGCUGUAGACUUCACCCAGGAAGAGUGGGCCCUACUGGACACAUCCCAGAAGAAACUAUUCAGAGAUGUGAUGCUAGAGAACAUCAGUCAUCUGGUCUCAGUUGGCAAUCAGCUCUACAAAUCAGAUGUGAUUUCCCAUUUGGAGCAAGGAGAGCAACUUUCAAGAGAAGGGUUAGGUUUUCUGCAAGGCCAGAGUCCAGUCAUUUCAGGUAGAGAAGAUGAUCUGAGAAAACAAGAAAUGAUAUCCAUGCAGCAUAUCUACAAGAAGGACACAUCUGUAAUCAGUGCAAUGCAGAGAUCUCACAGUCAAGAGGAUCCUUUGGAAUGCAAUGAUUUCAGAGAAAAGUUUACUGAAAUCUUAACAUUGGCUCAAUAUGUGAUACCUCAAGUGGGAAAGAAACCCUUUAUCAGCCAAGAUUUUGGAAAAGCCAUCAGUUACUUGUCAUCCUUUAAUAUACAUAAGCACAUUCAUGCUAGAAGUAAAUCAUAUGAAUGUCAUCAACGUACGAAUGCCUUUAUUCAAAGUUCUGCCCUUAGGCAGCACAAUAAUACUCAAACUGGAGAGAAAACAUUUGAAUGUCAUGUAUGUAGGAAAGCCUUCAGUAAAAGUUCUAACCUUAGACGACAUGAGAUGAUUCACACUGGAGUGAAACCACAUGGAUGUCAUCUGUGUGGGAAAUCCUUUACUCAUUGUUCUGACCUUAGAAAACAUGAAAGAAUUCACACUGGAGAGAAAUUAUAUGGAUGUCAUCUGUGUGGGAAAGCCUUCAGUAAAAGUUAUAACCUUAGGCGACAUGAGAUGAUUCACACUAGAGAGAAACCAAAUGAAUGUCAUCUGUGUGGGAAAGCCUUCACUCAUUGUUCUGACCUUAGAAAACAUGAGAGAACUCACUUUGGAGAGAAACCAUAUGGAUGCCAUCUAUGUGGGAAGACAUUCAGUAAAACUUCUUACCUUAGACAACAUGAGAGAACUCACAAUGGAGAGAAACCAUAUGAAUGUCUUCUAUGUGGGAAGGCCUUCACUCAUUGUUCUCACCUUAGAAAACAUGAGAGAACUCACACUGGAGAGAAACCAUAUGAAUGUCAUCUAUGUGGAAAAGCCUUCACUGAGUCUUCUGUCCUUAGACGACAUGAGAGAACUCACACUGGAGAGAAACCAUAUGAAUGUCAUCUGUGUUGGAAAGCCUUCACUGAUUCCUCUGUCCUUAAGCGACAUGAGAGAACUCACACUGGAGAAAAACCAUAUGAAUGUCACCUAUGUGGGAAAGCCUUCAAUCACUCUUCUGUCCUUAGACGACACGAAAGAACUCACACUGGUGAGAAACCAUAUGAAUGCAAUAUAUGUGGGAAAGCCUUCAAUAGAAGUUAUAACUUUAGAUUGCAUAAGAGAAUUCACACUGGAGAAAAACCGCAUAAAUGUUAUCUAUGUGGGAAAGCCUUCAGUAAAUAUUUUAACCUUAGACAACACGAGAGAACUCAUGCUGUAAAGGUAAUAAAUGUGGAAGAUCCACCACCCAUAGCUUCAAAGUAUAAACACUAUUGUGGACUCACACAGUGAAGAAAUACUAUGUUUAUAUUCAGUGUAUAAGAGCCUUUAUUCGUCCUUAUUACUCCACUCAACUAAAGUUCAUUCAAAGUGGACAGAAUCCAUAUGUAUGUCACCUAUAUAACAAAACAUUUAGCAGUGGACUCAGAUGGGAGAACUGAAACUGCAAAUGGAAUGAAUGGGGAAGAAUCUUCAUCCUCAGCUGUAACUGUUAAACUAAAUGGAUAAAUCACAUGUCAGAGAAAUUCUAUGUCUGUAAUCAGUGUGGAAAUGCCUUGAGUUAUAAGUUAUCCUUUAAAUAAAU
Eubalaena glacialis (North Atlantic right whale) is the source of this 2208-nucleotide messenger RNA. RefSeq names its product zinc finger protein 596 (gene ZNF596). Gene Ontology annotation, biological process: regulation of transcription by RNA polymerase II. Lineage: Eukaryota; Metazoa; Chordata; Mammalia; Artiodactyla; Balaenidae. The transcript is spliced from 7 exons. Gene Ontology annotation, molecular function: DNA-binding transcription factor activity, RNA polymerase II-specific; RNA polymerase II transcription regulatory region sequence-specific DNA binding. Gene Ontology annotation, cellular component: nucleus. Bases 324 to 1916 code for a protein of 530 amino acids. The record is from RefSeq and is a predicted model, not a curated record.